Paramecium pentaurelia is the source of this 330-nucleotide messenger RNA. NCBI's taxonomy places the organism in Eukaryota, Ciliophora, Oligohymenophorea, Peniculida, Parameciidae. The record is from the annotation of a GenBank genome assembly.
AAUGAGUGCAGAAAAAGAUUUCUAAUAUGAUAUCCAUGAUGUUCAAAAUAUUAAGACUGCCUUCUUAGAUUUAUAAUAAGAAGAGAGUACAGGAUUUAAAUUGGGAUUUGGAACAGCAAUUUUAUCAUACUUUGUGUUUAGAAGAUUUACAUACUUAAGAACAGGACCAAGGUAUUAAUAAUAAAUAUAUUAGAUUUGUUGGAUCUAUGAUAUUAGGUUCUUAAAUCUAUGGAUUUUACACACACAGAUCAAGAGCCUAUUAUGAUUAUGUUGCUUAAUAAGUAAAUUUACAUGCUUCAGAAGCAAUCAAUCAAUGUUUAGGACAUUGAC